CACCACCGAAAGAAAAGAAGUGGAUCCCAAAAAGGAUCCCAAACACAGAGGAGAUCCUGAAGCUCCUCCGAGAGCAGCAUGGAGACUUGUUGAAGACGCUGAAAGAACGAGAGAAUGUUGACGUGAAAAGGUUCUUCAGAGAAGAAUAUGAUAAAAGCACUCAGAGGUUUUUUAGAGGUGAAGAACGUGAAGCGGUUGAUGGAUAGAUCAGACUCUGUCUGCCAACUCCGCAUUAAUGAUUCUGCUGUUGGAUCCGGAUUUCUGCUCUUUGACAGGUUUAUCCUCACCAAUGCACAUGUUGCUGGAGACUUAGUCCCUCGUUCAUCAAAACUGAAACAAAAACUAACAGCUGCGUUCCAUUUUGAAGAUUUGACCUCUGUAGGAAUUGUGAUACCAGUGGAGGAGAACACUGUUGCUUAUUUGAAGGAAAAAGAUGACAUGGGGAACCAUCUGGAUUUUGCUUUGCUGGAACUGAGCAGGGAUGUAAAACUUCCUGAAUUGCUGAGUUUCUAUAGCCCUCCACUGACCAGGGGUUCUGUCUGCAUUAUUGGACAUCCAGGGGGCGGAGUAAAGCAAAUGGACCCUUGUUUUAUUAUUGCAAAAGAGGACAUUCCUCAAGCAGCAGAGACAUACUUUAAAAAGAACCCAAACAUUCAUGUCUUUCAUGUUAUAACACAGCAGUGCUUGACUGAGGACAAGGAAAUGCGUGAAUCCAAAAUCUUUUACAAUUCCUGUUUCUUUCAUGGAUCAUCUGGCUCUCCAUUGUUUGACCAGCACUGCAACCUGAUUGGUGUUCACACCGGUGGAUAUGUUUAUGAAGGAGAAAGAAAGAAAACUAGGAGUGUGAUGGAAUAUUCAUUUCCACUGAUUCACAUUCUGGUGAAUAUCUUCAUACAGUGCAGCAAUAAGAAAAGAUCUGAUGUAGUUCAAUACUUUGAGUCCCAAAGCAACAUGAAAUAUGUUGUCCAAGUGGCAAAAGAACAGUUAGAGAGAAAUUCACCACAUUAAUGACAUACUGCGAGUUAGUACAUCAAGUAUUGAAAUAUCAAAUGUGAGAUUUGAGCAUCAAUAGGAUGGGAAAAAAAUCAAUGAUUUUCAACAAGUGAUUCAGUUCUUCAACAUCCAGAAAUCACUGAUUCCAGCCAUCUUCUCCCUCACUGGGACUGCCUUCAUCUUCAGCAUUGUUCAUUUUAUAUUUAAUUGCUUUUGUCUCAUGCUGCUGGUUCCUUUUUCUUGCUUGUCACUGGAGAUAACCAGCACAUAUAUAUUGUAAUGUUUUCUCUUUAAUAACUGUAACAUAUUCAUUCGUAAUUUUUUAGCUGGUAGAGGUGAGAGGUUCAGAAUUACAAAUGUAAUGAAUUUUAAGAAAAUCAUGAUUUUUUUUAUUUGUUUCUCUAUAUUCAUUAUCCUGCAUGAUGCUUCUGUGUUUGAUUCAUUUAUUACAUCACUGUAAUACAGAAUAAGAAAAUAAAAUUUAAAAUGAA
Messenger RNA from Tachysurus vachellii, 1484 nucleotides. Its product is annotated as serine protease FAM111A-like. The record is from RefSeq and is a predicted model, not a curated record. The transcript has a single exon. Bases 148 to 1008 code for a protein of 286 amino acids. Lineage: Eukaryota; Metazoa; Chordata; Actinopteri; Siluriformes; Bagridae.